UUGUUGAAUUUAGUGUUAUGACGUACGAGUUGACGACCACCGUCCAUAUUCUAAACGUGUGAUCACAAGUCUCUAAAUUUGAAUCACGUGUUGAAUUGAACCCACUUAGAAGGAAAAUACUACUUGCAAUAUAUUUAUGACAUAGAUGAAUGCAAACUGAUAUGAUAUCUCCGGGAGGUAGCAGCAGUACAAAAUCAUCAUUUUUAAUUCUUGAAUUUGAUCCAUCAUCAUCAUCAUCCCUGUUACUGUUAGUAGAGGAAAUUUAUCCAGCAUCACUAAAAUAUAACCAUGACAGAUCAUUCUUCAAACUCAACACAAGAACAAGAACAAGGAGCCAACACGACCCUAUUUUCUCCUUACAAGAUUGCAAACUUCAACUUCUCUCAUAGGGUGGUGUUGGCACCUAUGACAAGAUGCAGAGCGUUGAAUGGGAUCCCAAACGCAGCACAUGCUCAAUACUACGCUCAAAGAUCAAGUCCUGGUGGGUUUCUCAUCACUGAAGGAACCACCAUUUCUCCUACCGCUAAUGGGUUUCCCCAUGUACCUGGAAUAUAUACAGAGGAACAAGUUGAGGCAUGGAGAAAUGUAGUGGAUGCCGUUCAUGCCAAAGGCAGCAUUAUCUUUUGUCAACUAUGGCAUGUUGGCCGUGCAUCUCAUUCUGUUUAUCAGCCUGGUGGUGCUCCACCCAUUUCGUCCACGACGAAACCUCUUUCAAAGAGGUGGAAAAUUCUUUUGCCAGAUGGUUCCUAUGGCACAUAUCCGGAGCCACGGGCACUUACCACUUCUGAGAUACCAGAAAUAGUCCAGCAUUAUCGCCAAUCAGCUAUUAAUGCAAUUCGAGCAGGUUUUGAUGGAGUUGAAAUUCACGGGGCACACGGAUAUCUGAUUGAUCAAUUCUUGAAGGAUGGAAUCAAUGAUCGAACAGAUGAAUAUGGUGGAUCAAUUGAAAAUCGAUGCAGGUUUUUAGUUCAGGUGGUUCGAGCCGUUGUUUCUGGUAUCGGAGCAGAAAGAGUCGGUGUGAGAAUUUCACCAGCAAUUGAUCACAAUGAUGCUAUGGAUUCUGACCCUCUCGGACUAGGCUUAGCAGUGAUUGAGAGACUAAACAAUCUCCAGAAAGAGCUUGGUAGAAAACUCACCUAUCUUCAUGUUACGCAACCUCGAUAUACAGCUUAUAGCAAAACUGAGUAUGACAAAAAAGAAGAGGAAAAAGAAGCUCAUUUGAUGAGGAAUUUGAGAAAAGCUUAUGAGGGAACAUUCAUGUGCAGUGGUGGAUUCACUAGGAAGUUAGGAAUGGAAGCUGUGGCUCAAGGAGAUGCUGAUUUGGUAUCUUUUGGUCGUCUUUUUAUCUCUAAUCCAGAUUUGGUCUUAAGAUUUAAGCUUAAUGCACCUCUUAACAAGUAUAACAGGAAGACAUUUUACACACAGGAUCCUGUUAUAGGCUACACUGAUUAUCCUUUCCUCAGCAAAGGAAAUGGAACUACGGAGCUAAAUGCACGCCUUUGAUUGUUGUUUCCGCUUUUUUUAUCACUAGCUAGGACACCCGUGCGUAGCACGGGGGAGCGGCGUCAUUUCAAAAUUUGAUUUUGUUAUUAUAUGUACAAUUGGAGUCUCCAAAUCUUAAGUGAAUAUUUUUAUCAUGAAUGUAAUUCCACCUAUUGUGAAUAUAAAAUUUGCAUAAUUGUACUAACAAUAGGUGAGAUUACACUUGUAGUAUAAAUUAAGAUAGGUUAAUUGCAGUUUUGGCCCCCAAGUUUCACAA
This is a messenger RNA of Trifolium pratense (red clover), 1759 nucleotides long. Its product is annotated as 12-oxophytodienoate reductase 3. The coding region runs from base 289 to 1503 and encodes 404 amino acids. The record is from RefSeq and is a predicted model, not a curated record. Gene Ontology annotation, molecular function: FMN binding; oxidoreductase activity. Gene Ontology annotation, biological process: jasmonic acid biosynthetic process; oxylipin biosynthetic process. Gene Ontology annotation, cellular component: peroxisome. The transcript has 5 exons. Lineage: Eukaryota; Viridiplantae; Streptophyta; Magnoliopsida; Fabales; Fabaceae.